UAUCUUACCCCCACAGAAACCUCAAUAUCAGAACUUUGCAGCCUUCAUAUUCAGAUCGCGCAAGGAAGGAGAAGCCGGCAACUCUCUCGUGGGGGAAGAAGAAGAAGAAGAAGAAGAGAAGGCCAAAGCAAGGAAUCAUGUUCCCGGGGAUGUUCAUGAGGAAGCCCGACAAGGCGGAGGCCUUGAAGCAGCUCAGGACGCACGUGACCAUGUUCGGCGUCUGGGUCGCCGUCAUUCGGGUCACUCCCUACGUCCUUCACUAUUUCUCCGACGAGAAGGAGGAGCUCAAGCUCGAUUUCUAGAACCCCCUUCCUGUCUCCGUCUAGCGAGUGUGCAGUGUUCGGGCUGUCAGCCAAGGUGGAUAGCUGCCAAUUUGGAAGAGUUAUGAAGAAGAUUGCGAGCUUCUCUCCCUCUAAAGAUCUAUUAUUCAGUUGUGUUCUGGCAUGGGACCAUGCUACUUUAUUUAAUUUUUUGGUACAAUGCCAAGCAUAGUCCAACUAGUUGUUCUCAUGUAGCUGUUCAAUCAUUAUGCUCCUGGAACUUAUUUUAGAAUUGAGUUGUGGAAUUGAGAGAAAGUUUAGAGAUUUCUUCAUCUCAUUGCAUUGGCAUGGCGACUACUGUAAAUCUUCAUUUGACAA
Messenger RNA from Punica granatum (pomegranate), 638 nucleotides. The record is from RefSeq and is a predicted model, not a curated record. NCBI's taxonomy places the organism in Eukaryota, Viridiplantae, Streptophyta, Magnoliopsida, Myrtales, Lythraceae.